UUAAACAGCUGACGAUUCUAACCUCAAAAUUUUCACGUGGUUCUUUAUUUGAUCUUUAUAAAAACAAAAAUCAAACCGGUUAAAUAAACUUUUUUCUAAAUAUUAAAACGCGAAUAACUAUUUUGUGUUUAAAAAAUUAUUUGAACAAAUUGUAAAAACAUUUUAUUUUUGUUUGAAAAUUUGUUAAAAGUGCAAAUAAAUUGGUGUUGUAUUGUUGUUGAUAUUAAAGUGAACAAAAGAAAGUGUAUGAUUGUUAUUUUUCGAAUAUAAAUAAAAUAAAGAAAAAUGAGUCUCUUUGUCAUUAACAGAUAUUAUGGAGAUGAUGAUGAGCAACAGACAGUUUCAGAGGAAAAUCAUCUUCAAGCUUUAAAAGCAAAAAUCGAAGAACGAAAACGAGAAAUGGAAUUAGAAACUUCCAAGAUUCUUCCCGAUGAAUCAGAAAAGACUCCAAAGAAAAAGAAAAAAAAGAAGAAAGAUAAAAAUGAUUCUGGAUUAAAUGGAUCUCUAAUUCAUGAAGAUUCCAUUGAAAAACAUGAAGAUUUUUCAAGUGACGUUCCUAAAAAGAAGAAAGCUAGUCAUAAGAAGGAAGAUUCUUUAAUGGAAGUAGAUAAAAAAGAAGAUGUUUCACAAGAGAUGACAAAUUUACACUCAAAUGGAUUGGCUGAAAGUACAGAAACUGGGAAAUUAUCUAAGAAAAAAAAGAAAAAACGAACCAAUGAUAUUGAUCAAAUAAUUAACAAUUUGAUGCCAGAUUUUAAUGAUUUAAAAAUGGAAGUGGACGAUUCAAUGAUUGAAGUAAACGACGAAGGAAAUCCUGAAUCAAAUGAAACUGAAAUUCAAUUGUCAAAAUCAAUUAAGAAAAAGAAAAAGAAAAAUAAAGAUAAAAAUGAGAAUAUCAAUGAAGAAUCGACUAAUUUGGAAAACAAUCUUGAUAAAUCAAAUGGUACUUUAGAAGAUGUGAGUAAGAAUUUUACAAUUUUAAAAGCUGGUAAACAAGCGAAAAGUGAAACAGUUAAAAGAGUUUUACCAGAUUGGUUGGCAAAUCCAGAAGUUGUUUCUUCUAAUUUAAAUAGUGGUCCAUCAUUGGAUGAAAUUGUUGAAAAAGGAAAAUUGGAUUUAAAGAUAAUUGAAAAUCUCAAGAGUCAAGGAUUCACAAAACUUUUUCCAGUUCAAGAGCGAUUAUUGUCUUGGCUAUUGCAAUGCAAUGAAAAUAGAAAAAAGGGUCUCUGGUCAAGAGACACUUGUGUUUCUGCACCUACAGGAAGUGGUAAAACAUUGGCUUACGUUUUGCCAAUAGUGGAAAUAUUGAGAACACGAUUUAUAAGAAAAAUUCAUUGUCUAAUUGUAUUACCUGUGCAGGAAUUGGCAUUGCAAGUAUUUAAAGUUAUUGAAAAGUAUGUGAAUAAUUUAUCAUUCGAACACACUCGUUUGAAAGUUGGUCUUGUUUCUGGAGCUGCCUCUUUUGAAAAAGAACAGGAAGCCCUUAUUUUUACAGAUAGUAAAGGAAAUUUUACCAGUAGAAUUGAUAUUCUAGUAGCGACACCGCGUCGUUUAAUAGACCAUAUUCACAAAACGGUUGGAUUUUCUUUGAAUGAUUUACAAUUUUUAGUUAUUGAUGAAGCUGAUCGGGAAACUUUUGAUUGGCUUCAAGAACUUCCAGCACCUCAUUCCAAAGCUCCAACUCUUACGCUCAAUAAUAUGCUAAAUAAUCCAAUUCCAGCACAAAAGUUGCUUUUCAGUGCAACUUUAUCACAAGAUCCUGAGAAGCUAAGUAGAUUAGGAUUGUUUCAUCCUAUUUUAUAUACGACAGCGAUAGUGAAAAGUCGUGACGAUGAUGUGAAUUUGGAUAAGGAAUUUGUUAACAAUGAAAUAAAAGAAGAGGGUGACGUUGGACGAUUUACGAGUCCAAAUGAAUUGACAAUAAAAGCAGUUCAAUGCGCUGAAGAAUAUAAACCACUUGCUGUUUAUAAUCUUUUGAAAAAAAUUGAUCACACAGAGGAGAAAACGCUUAUUUUCACAAAUUCCUGUAAUGCAGCACAUCGUCUCACAUUAUUGAUAAAAUCACUUUUGAGUGAUCAAAAUUUAACAAUUGCAGAAUUAUCGGGUCAAAUGAAUUCGAAAAAUAGAGAGCAAGCUUAUCAAAAGUUUCUCAAAGGAGAAACACGAAUAUUGAUUUGCUCUGAUGUUUUGGCACGUGGUGUCGACAUUCCGGGAAUAAAAUUAGUCAUUUCUUACGAUCCACCAAAGCACAUGAGGGCUUUUAUUCACAGAGCAGGUAGAACUGGACGAGCUGGAGUUCCAGGCACUGCUGUUUUUCUUCUUAUAUCAAGGCAGAUUCCAAUUUUUAAAAAAUUAUUCACAACAGCUAAAAGAAUUGUUCCCAAGAUCAAGGAAAAGGAUUUUACAUCUUUAGCUGAAAAAAUCGAGUACAAUAGUCACAUUGAAAAAUUAAAAGAUUCUUUAGAAAAAGAAACGAAGAUCAAUGAUAAAAUUGGAAGAAAAAUAAAAAAAGAAGUAAAACUAAAAUGAAAAUUAAAACCAUUAACAAGAAAUGAAACUUGAAUAAAAACGAAGAAUAUAUUUUAAAAACAUUAUCUACAGAUUAUGUAUAUAUUUUGUAUAUAAUUUUUUUCUUUGAGAAAUAUUUUUAUUAAAUCAAAAAAAAAAAAAAAUUA
This is a messenger RNA of Leptopilina boulardi, 2675 nucleotides long. RefSeq names its product probable ATP-dependent RNA helicase Dbp73D (gene Dbp73D). The record is from RefSeq and is a predicted model, not a curated record. Lineage: Eukaryota; Metazoa; Arthropoda; Insecta; Hymenoptera; Figitidae. The transcript has 6 exons. Gene Ontology annotation, cellular component: nucleus. Bases 286 to 2529 code for a protein of 747 amino acids. Gene Ontology annotation, molecular function: nucleic acid binding; ATP binding.